GAGCAGCAACAUGCGCUCACAGCCACGCCUGCCCUGAAGAACACAACAUCACACUAGGAUACAAGUUUGGAGUUCAGGAGAUUGUCUUGACCAGGACCACACCCCUAAAUGCAUUCUGUCAAGAGAUCCUCCGAAAAGUUGCAUAAUUCACCUUUAAAUAGUCCCCUGGUGGGCUGAUUCCUCACCUCGUGCAUCUCUUUCAUCUCUCCUCCUCUGAACUCUAGAAGACUCUGAGGAGUGAGACCAUGGCUCUCUUUUCAUCUCGAUGCUCUCCCUGCCUCCUCCUGUUCCUAUUUGUCGUCCUUUCUCUUCCUCCUUCCUGCGUUCCGGAGUCUCACCGUGAAGGACCGUCUCUCCUGCCCUCCAUCUCUCCCACAGAGUUUUCCACAACAUUUUACAGUAACCUGAAUGAAAGUUAUAACAGCUCCACUCAAAACAAGAAGUGUACCGACCUGGUCAAGUGCAACCCUGGAAUUAUUUUGCCUGUUUGGAAACCUUUGAAUCCGGGUCUCGGAGAACAGAUCGCCAGGGCCGUCAUCUAUUUUGUCUGUCUCAUGUACAUGUUUCUGGGAGUGUCAAUCAUCGCUGAUCGAUUCAUGGCUUCCAUAGAGGUUAUCACAUCACAGGAAAAGGAGGUGACCAUCACCAUGCCGAACGGAGAGACAACAGUGGCCACUGUAAGAAUUUGGAAUGAAACCGUGUCUAAUCUGACCCUGAUGGCUCUUGGCUCGUCUGCCCCUGAAAUCCUUCUGUCGGUCAUUGAGGUGUGCGGUCACGGUUUCAAGUCUGGUGAGCUUGGUCCUGGCACCAUCGUGGGCAGCGCUGCUUUUAAUAUGUUUGUGAUCAUCGGGAUCUGUGUGUGGGUGAUACCUGACGGUGAAGUGAGGAAGAUUAAACAUCUGAGGGUAUUCUUCAUCACGGCCUUCUGGAGUAUCUUCGCCUACAUCUGGCUCUAUCUGAUCCUCUCUGUAAUCACACCUGGCAUCGUGGAUGUAUGGGAAGCUCUGGUUACUCUCUGCUUUUUUCCCGUCUGUGUGAUCUUGGCCUGGAUCGCCGACCGGCGCCUCCUCUUCUACAAGUACAUGUCGAAACGUUACCGCGCAGACAAACGAACAGGGGUUGUCGUGGAGACGGAGGGGGAGUUGACGCCUAAAGGUGUGGAGAUGAUGAUAGACGGGAAGUUUCCGCUGAGGGGCGGAGCCACGGGGGUGGAAAAUUGCCAGGAUGGGAACAUGGCAACCCUACCCAACUCCAGCAGCGCGACCGUUUACAUGGAGGGCGUCAAGGAGCUGGAUGAGAGUCGCAAAGAAGUCAUUCGUAUCCUGAAGGAUCUGAAGCAGAAGUAUCCAGAGAAGGAACUGGAUCAGCUGAUGGAGCUGGCCAACUACUACGCCCUCCUCCACCAGCAGAAGAGCCGAGCCUUCUACCGCGUCCAGGCAACGCGCAUGAUGAUCGGAGCCGGCAAUGUGCUGAAGAAGCACGCGGCAGAUAACGCUCGCCGGGCGGCCGCUACGCCCACCGACGGAGCCGUGGAAGACGACGACCUGGCCACCUGCAGUCGCAUUUCAUUCGAAAGCUCUCACAGUCAGUGCAUGGAGAACUGCGGCGUGAUCUCCAUAGCUGUGGUGUGUCGGGGUGGUCUAGGCGAGAGCACGUUCUACGUCGACUACUGUACGGAAGACGGCACUGCCAACGCCGGCUCGGAUUACAAGUACUGCGAGGGGACGCUGGUUUUUAAACCUGGAGAAACCAGGAAAGAAAUAAAGGUGGGCAUCAUUGACGACGACAUCUUCGAAGAGGACGAACAUUUCUUCGUGCGUUUGCUGAAUCUACGCAUCGGUGAUGCCGAGGGCAUGUUUGAAAGCGAUGAUGUGGGUCAGGGACCCAAGGCUCGGCUGGUUGAACCGUUGAUGGCCACGGUCACCAUCCUGGACGAUGACCACGCUGGAAUCUUCACGUUCACGGAACGUCUGAUGCGAGUGAGCGAGAGCGUGGGUACCAUGGAGGUGACGGUGGUUCGUAACUCCGGCGCCCGGGGAACCGUGAUCAUCCCGUACCACACGGAGCCCGGGACGGCCCAAGGGGAUGGGGUCGACUAUGAGGACACACACGGCGAGCUGGAGUUCACCAAUGACCAGACGACUCAGACUAUCCAGGUGAGGAUCAUUGAUGAUGAGGAGUAUGAGAAACAUGAGAACUUCUUCAUUGUUCUUGAGGAACCUCGCUGGCUGAAAAGAGGAAUAUCAGCCCUGCUGCUGAACCAAGAUGGUCCUGAGGGGGAACUGAGCGCCGAGGAAGAGGAGGCACGGAGGAUAGCAGAGAUGGGGAAGCCCAUUUUAGGAGAGCACAGUCAACUGGAGGUGGUAAUCGAGGAAUCUUAUGAAUUCAAGAGCACCGUUGAUAAACUGAUCAAGAAGACCAACCUGGCGCUGUUGAUUGGCACUCAUUCGUGGAGAGAGCAGUUUGUGGAGGCCGUGACCGUCAGCGCAGGUAACGGUGAUGAAGAUGAAGAGGAGGGCAGAGAGCAGCAUCUCCCGUCCUGCUCCGAUUACAUCAUGCACUUCCUGACGGUCUUCUGGAAGGUUCUGUUUGCGUUCGUUCCACCCACAGAAUAUUGGAACGGCUGGGCUUGCUUCGUGGUAUCCAUCACUGUAAUCGGCCUCCUCACUGCCGUCAUCGGAGACCUGGCGUCGCACUUCGGCUGCACCAUAGGGCUUCGCGACACGGUCACGGCGGUGGUGUUCGUAGCUCUGGGCACAUCUAUCCCAGACACGUUUGCAAGUAAAGUAGCCGCGGUUCAGGAUCAGUACGCCGACGCCUCCGUGGGAAACGUCACGGGCAGCAACGCCGUCAAUGUGUUUCUGGGCAUCGGAGUGGCUUGGUCCGUGGCGGCCAUUUAUUGGGCCGCCCAGGGCAAGAAGUUUGAAGUGGACCCCGGGUCGCUGGCCUUCUCCGUCACGCUUUUCACCGUCUUCGCCUUCGUCUGCAUGGGGGUGCUGUUGUUUCGGCGCAGGCCGUCUAUCGGGGGAGAGCUGGGCGGCCCCCGAAGCUCACGCAUCAUCACUAUCAUCCUCUUUCUGGGUCUGUGGUUCCUGUAUAUCCUGUUCUCCAGCCUGGAGGCCUAUUGCCACAUCCAGGGUUUCUAAACAUCCACACGACAAACAAAUGAAAGCGUGAACACACAAUACACACAUACUGAUACGUACAAGGGUUAUGAGCCUGAAAGCCAAUGCCAAUGUUUCAUUAGCUGAAUGCAUCUUCAUUCAUACACAGACCUACUAACUAGUACUACACUAAUAUAAAAAAUAUACAUAAAGAGAGAAAAAGUGAAAGAUGGAGAUAAAAGAAACCUUGUAUGUAGCAAAGAGAGACAAGUAUGGAUGUGAAGAAGGAAGAAAACUGCUGUAAAAUAGUCUCAUUUUUAAUCUCGUCGUCCCUUCAGCUCAAGGGCACAAGAAUAAGCUUGUGUUUCAUGUAGAUAGGUAACAUUUUAAACACUGUCACAUCUUUCAAGGACAUUUGUGACAAACAAUUGAUGAAUUUGCAGUGCACGCCAAAUGUCGCUCUUGUUUGAAUACUUUGAAGUAUUUCCGCUAAACCUGGGUUUACAGUUUGCUGUCAAUCAUGAUGGUCAAGGAGAUCUUACAAAGCAAAUGCAACCAUUUAGAGUCACUUUGAGGUAUUACAAAAUUAAUUCAAUAUCAUGUUCUGACAUCAAACGGUAGCACACAAUGUCCACGAAACUCCUGCACUAAUAAUGUCAAUAUUAGAAAAUGAAGAUCCGGCACGGCUUUCAGAAAAAAGGCAUUUGGACUGCUCAUACUUUAAACGGCUUGAUAUUUGUUUUGCAUCGAUAUCGUCACUGCCAGAAAUCUGUCAGAAGCCCAAAAUGUGUAUCAGACGACAAAACUUUGACAAUAAAAGAAGGAAGUGAAUCUAAAUGAACCUCUGAAACAUAGUCACAGCCUUCUAGUUUAAAUCGACCGUGUCCAGAAAUGACACGUAAAUGCAUAUUCAACUCAAAUGGUGUAGUUUAACGAAUGCAAUGGAAAUCUUCUCUUUAUGACAUCACAAUGAUGACUUUGGUCUCCAGAAGAUCAUGCAUUUGCAUCUCCAUAUCGUCUCUGACUUCGGACACCGAUUAUUUCACAUCGCUGCCUGGUGUGAUGUGAUGUACUGUACUGUAUGUGAAACUACAACAGUGUUAUUCAGACGUUUUGGAGAUAAACAAGUCUUGUCUCCUUCAAACAAACUGAGACUUUUUCUGUCUUGAUCUGCUUGACCACAAGAUGUGAGUUCACGUUUAUUUGUGUGACUUAAAAAGGUGAAUCAUAGAAAAACAUGCUCGCAUAUCACCUCAGAUUUGAAAAGAAAAAUCUAAAAUACUUCUCGAGGCUAAAUCUUUUGAUUUUAAGACCAGACUUGUCUUUCACUAUUCAUAUUGCGUAAACCUGUCUGGAGCUUUUCGUGCUACUGAACGAAGAUGCUGGAAGGUUCACCAACUUACUGGCUGUUAAUGUGAAAGCUGAUCGUCCCUUAAAUAGUCAUGCCUGAAUCUGAAAGCGUUUCGGUUCCUGACAGAUUCACAAUAAAAUGUUUACUGUAGAGCACUCAGGAUUGUGCGUUUACGUAUACGUAAGGGUUUUUUUUACGUCUGUCCGGUCUGUAGGUGUUUGUAUAAAGCUAUUGUGUGUGGUGUGUCGUCCUCCUGGUUUUGGCCUCCAGGUCUGGACUUUUGUCUGUGGUCUGCAUGAUGGACCACGUGUUGGCAGAACUAUAAAUGGCAUGCUUUGAAUCAAAAGACAUGCAUGAAUUUGAAGUUUACAAUGUUUGUUGCUAAAAUGGACAAUGUUUUCAUUUACAUUAGAUGAAAGAAAAUAAUGAUGAUGGCUGCCUGUGUCAGAUUUGUGUGGUUUGUGAUAUAUAAGCACUGCUCUGAGGUCAGUAAUCCUGGUUUGCAAACAUCUUAUUUAAUAUAUUAACUUAAACAUUAAUUUAUUGAAGAGCAAGUGUAAAUAGUUUUACUUUGGCAUCUUCGAAUGGUAUCAUCUGUUUUUAUUUCCUCUGCGUGUUUGAUUUUUCAUUUUAAAUAUCGUCUCUGUUUACAGUUCAGCAAUGAGAGAUAUAAUCCACUGACUGCGAUGUUCAGUUUCACACGUUCAGCUUCAGAUAUUUCACAAACAGACUGUUACUCAUUUGGUCAUUAGUUUAAAACUUUACAACCGUGGCAACUUUAUUUUAGUUUAGAUGAUGGUAAGGGUAUAAAAUAAUAGUUUAGAGGUUUUCAUAUCUGUAACAUUAAUGAUGGAAAACUCCUGCAUUAACAGUAACCAGUAUCUGUCUUUUGUUUCCUGUCCAAUAAUUGCCUUAAGGGACUUAACUAAGACACUUAUUUAUUAUUUAUUAAUCAUUUAAUAAUGAAGCAUAACCAUGUUUUUAUUGUCUCUGUAUUGUGUUCUGUAUCAAAGCUGUUUGUGUUUCUUCGAGUGCAACAGAAACCAAAAUGAUUCAGUCAAAGCGUGCAAUAUGCUGUCAUCCCCUGAGCAUCAGCAAUACGUCGUGUGGUUUGUUGUGUGCACUGGCGUCACGGUAAAACCCUUUCAGUUCUUCUCGUGCCUAUUCAACACUACCGAGCCCCUAAGGUGACAUAAAAAAAAUCUAAAGUUUAGUUUCACGCGAAACUAAACUUUAUAAAAUUUUUGCUCCAUGUCCCAUAGGGGCUCCGUACAACCCUGUCGCUUGCUUUAAGCUUUUCUUUAGCUCAGUGGUUCUCAAACUGGGGGGCAUAAGAUGGUACCAAGAGUCCCACUUUUAUGAAUUUUUAACAAUAGAAUAAUCAUAAAUUCUCCAUAAUUAAACCUCAGAGAAAUAAGGCUACUAACUAACAGCACUAUAUUGUAUUAUUUAAUAUGUUUUGUUUAAUUAAAAUUUUAGUUUUAGAUUAUUUUAUGACGUUAAUUUGCCACGAAAGGAUGCACCAUUCACUGUAAACCCAGACAAGUUGAAUUCAUCUUAAAACAUUAGAGGAAAGUUUUUCCCCCAAAAAAUGAAGUAAUGUGAACUAAAAUAAUGUAUAUGUUAAAAUUUCAAGAAAUUCCACUAUAUUUGAUUAAAGUUUAUUAAACUUGAAAUAAUUUUUUAUAUCAAUUGUCCAACAUUUCCACUUACAGUAGUUAACUCAGUUCAAUGAUUUUCUAUUUUUUCUAUUUAAUUUUUAAAUUAUAAAUAUAAUAGCUAAAACCUGCACUCUUCAAAAAAUUUAAUAAAUUUAAUUUAUUUAAGUUAUUUAAUAAAUAACAUCUAAUGUGUUGUCCUUAACUAGACACAUCUCUGUGUUAUUUUUGGAACAACACACUUUGUGUUGUUUUAACAAAUCUUGUGUUGUUCCUUUUAUUUAUUUGAACAUAAAAUCAACACGAAAUGACACAUAAUGUGUUAAAUAGGAUAACACAAAACAAUGUCUUAGAAAUUAACACAUCCUUUUUUGUGUAUUAACAACUUUUUAAGUAAGGGUCUUAUUCUGUGAAAAGGCAUAAAUAAACAAAAUAUUCAGGCAGAAAUGAUUAUGGGUAUUCCUCACAACAUUUACUGAUAAUUUAAAUUCAUUUCACUUGAAUGUUUUAGUUUAAUGAAUCUUAUACACUUAAAAGUUAAAUUAAUUAAUCAAGAUUUUUAAAGUAUAUGUCCAAAAAUGUAAAUAUUAUGUGAUGUUUACGUCAUUGUUUAAGUAAAAAUAAUGUCUGGGUUAAAAAUGUACACUGUAAAAAUCUUUGAUGCACUUAAACGUUUAAGUUCAAACAACUUGAUUUCAUUUAAACUUUUUUUAAUUGUAAGAAGUUGCUAUUAACUUAAGUUUAUUCAACUUAAUUUUUUUAUUUAUACCAACUCCUCACUUGUCAAGAAAGUUGAAAUUAAAUAAAAAAAUUAAGUGCACACUGUAAAAAAUAUUUUGCGGCCUUAAAAUUUUUUGUUAAAUCAACUCAGAUUUACAAGUCAUGUCAACAGAGAUGAGUUGUCACAACUUAUAAAAUAUAGUUGAGAAAAGUCAACUUAAUUUUAUAAGUUAUAACAACUCACCUGUAGUUAUAACAACUCAUCUCUAGUCAAGAUAAAUAAUAGUAAGUUGACAUGACUUGUAAAUCUGAGUUGAUUCAACAAAAAAAUUUAAGGCAGCAAAGUAUUUUUUACAGUGCAACAAUGAUUUUUUUAGUUAGGGGGGCUAUGCACCGAAAAGUUUGAGGACCACUGCUUUUGUUGAACACUACAAUGAGAAUGUGCAAUAAAUGUAAGAAAAUGAGUCAGGAGUUUUUGGUGAAGGUCCAGAGUUUCUGCUUUCAUUUUGUGUUAUUUGUCACAGUCUUUGAGUUUGUCAAGCAUUUGGACCGAUUCCAAUAGUCACUGCUGUAGAAAUCGAGAUUGAUUCAGUAGAAAUCCCUUUUUACGCUGAAUGUCGGAUGUUUACUCUUUAUACGACUCUGUUAAUGUCAAAAGAUUUGUAACACUUUUUGGAAAACGACUUUGUGACAUUUUCAGUGGGUGAUUUUUCUAUUUCCAGUUGACUCAAAUCGACCAGUAGUUAUUGAAUAGAUGGUUUUGAUAACUAUUUCCGAGAUCUUUAGAUAUUCUCAUAGUCAGCAAAUGUUGUGUUAUAACUUAUGUCUAUUUACACUAUCAGAAGAAGGUACAAAAGCGAUCACUGAGGUGAUACCCUUUCAAAAACUACAUCUUUGUACCUAAAGAGCUCAUAUUAGUACAAAUUGGUACCAAAUGUCUACUGUAUGGUACAUAUAAGGAGCUUUCUAAAGGGUACUGCCCAUCCGGUAUCUAUCUAUCUAUCUAUCUAUCUAUCUAUCUUCAUUCAUUCAUUGAUUCUUGAAUUACAAAUAAUAUUUCUCUGUAAAAAUCUUCUUGUGCUCUGGGCCAAAGGCUGUAUAAUAUUUAUUCAUUUAUUUCUAAUGAAUAUUUGUCUCAUGAGUAAAUGACACUGUAGUUGUGAUCUGUCUUGUUUUUUGGACUGUGUGAAGGGUUGAUUUGUCUUGUCUUCUCUAACACACGUCUUCACAUGUUUUGAAAAUGAUGUCUGUGUGCUGCUAGACUCUCUUCAUUACUGUAAAUGUGCUGUUUUUUGUACAUGUGUCUCUGAUGUGCAAAUGCAUGAAGUUCCUGUUGGUACGCAUGAACUGUUGUCAAAGUUUACAUUGAAAUCACAUUCAUUUCUGUUUUGUAUUUAUUAUGUACAUUUGGUUGCAGAAAAUAAUGUAUUGGCAAACCAGAUGGUUCUUUAUGCUUUCUACCUGCAUAAAUGUGAGAAACAAUUUUGUUAUAAAUCUGUCUUCUUGUCCUCAUCGGUUUGUAUGUUGUCUCUGUCUUUGAACGGGUUUUGCUCUCCCUCCAUAGUUUUAUGUGGCCGUUCCUCUCUCUGCCUGUUAUAUUCCUUUAAAUAAUCACUGACCUGAUGUCAGAAAUGAAGAAGUUGUGACAUUAAUAUUUAUGAAAUACUGUAACAUUUACUAGAAAGUAACAUUUGAAGGUUUUAUGUUUGUAUGUUUUAUUGUGUUUUGUUUAGUUUUUACAGAAGUAGGGAAAAACGUCAACGGUAAAACUGAAGGCAGAUGAGAUGUGGAAAACACGGCAUGAUCUGUUUGUGUCUUAAGAAGAAAAAAUAAUGAUGUAGCUGUUAAGAGUUUAAGCAGAUCUUACUGAAUAUAAAUUAUUUAUUUUGAA
Messenger RNA from Paramisgurnus dabryanus, 8724 nucleotides. RefSeq names its product solute carrier family 8 member 2b (gene slc8a2b). Gene Ontology annotation, molecular function: calcium:sodium antiporter activity. Lineage: Eukaryota; Metazoa; Chordata; Actinopteri; Cypriniformes; Cobitidae. The record is from RefSeq and is a predicted model, not a curated record. Gene Ontology annotation, cellular component: sarcolemma; postsynapse; axon. Gene Ontology annotation, biological process: sodium ion transmembrane transport; calcium ion import across plasma membrane; cell communication.